Messenger RNA from Vespa velutina, 1204 nucleotides. RefSeq lists its product as uncharacterized. Gene Ontology annotation, biological process: regulation of transcription by RNA polymerase II. The record is from RefSeq and is a predicted model, not a curated record. Gene Ontology annotation, molecular function: DNA-binding transcription factor activity, RNA polymerase II-specific; RNA polymerase II cis-regulatory region sequence-specific DNA binding; protein dimerization activity. The transcript is spliced from 6 exons. Bases 212 to 1204 code for a protein of 330 amino acids. NCBI's taxonomy places the organism in Eukaryota, Metazoa, Arthropoda, Insecta, Hymenoptera, Vespidae.
GUCGUCAUCAUCAUCAUCAUCAUCAUCAUUAUCAUCAUUAUCAUCAUCAUCAUCAUCAUCAUCGUUUUCAUCGUCAUCGUCCACGUUGUUCUUCUUCUUCUUCUUUUUCUUCUUCUUCUUCUUCUUGUCCUCCUCGUCCUUUGCUCGUGGCUCCUCGUGGGAAGCAGUGAAAGAAAGAAAGCCCCCAAGGAUUACGUCAAACCAAGGAAAUAUGAGCAUUGCUGCCCUACUACAGGCUGCCGAGUAUAUUGAACGAAGGGAAAGAGAAGCUGAACAUGGCUAUGCUUCGACGAUGCCGAUACCCGAUGAUAUGCGGACGGUCACAAAAAGGCCAAAAACGAAAAAAUCCCAAGGCAGUAGAACGACUCAUAACGAGCUGGAGAAAAAUAGGAGAGCUCACCUCAGAAAUUGUCUCGAAAAGUUGAAGAUGCUGGUACCCUUAGGUCCUGAAACUUCGAGGCACACUACGUUGGGCCUCUUGACCAAGGCCAAACGUUUUAUCAAAAGCCUGGAGGAACGUGAACGGAAACAUACGGUGCACAAGGAACAACUUUCGCGCGAGCAAAGGUUCCUAAGGCGACGGCUCGAACAGCUGACGAGUCAAACAGGCUUGCACGGCCUUCAUCAGGGUCUCCAUCAAGGUCUCCAUCACGGACAUGCACUCCAUCAUGGACUUCACCAUGGGCAUGGGCUGAGUUCAUCACCAUUGAGCUCCUCUGCACCAAGCGGAUCCUCUUCCGCUGCAGCCGCGGCUGCAGCAGCUGCGGCACUUCUUUCGAAACGGCGCAGUAUCUCCGAGUGCUCACUCGGCACGGCCUCCUCCACCAGUUCCACUGCAAGCUCCAGGAACUCCGACAGGUCUGCUGGCAGUCCAUCCGUCUCGGAGUCCGGUAAGUAUUUUAAUUCAUUUUCUAUUUUUUUGUUUAUUUUUUAUUUUUUUUUAUUUCUUUUCUUUUUUUUUUUUUUUCAUAACAAUUACUGCGAAAAAUUUUACAACGCUCAUCCUUUUUCCUUUUACGCUUUUACUUGUACGUCAGUCUCCUCUUUUCGAAUCAUACAAACUAUCACCGAUAAUAAUCAACAGCCAAUGGCAACAGCAAUGGUAACAGCAUCGAGACUACGAACUACUUUUGGGCCGUCGUCAAAAUCUCUCUGUUACCUUUUAAACGUUCGCUAUUAUGUACAGAACCGGGAUACUUCCUAA